Molecule: messenger RNA, 465 nt
Organism: Penicillium malachiteum
Lineage: Eukaryota; Fungi; Ascomycota; Eurotiomycetes; Eurotiales; Aspergillaceae
Product: RBM8 family RNA-binding protein
Exons: 2
Coding region: 1-465 (154 amino acids)
Biological process (GO): RNA splicing
Cellular component (GO): exon-exon junction complex; cytoplasm; nucleus
Molecular function (GO): mRNA binding
Source: RefSeq, a predicted model, not a curated record
AUGUCCACCGAAAUGGAAGUCGACCCUCCUGUCAUCCAGGAUGACGCUCCCGAGCAGGGCCGCGGUUUGGAACCUCACAGCCAAUCUGGCGCCGUCGCGGUGCGCAGUAUUGAGGGAUGGAUCAUCAUUGCGUCCAAUAUUCACGAAGAAGCUUCAGAGGAGGAUGUCACCGACCUUUUUGCGGAGUAUGGCGAAAUCAAGAACUUCAACUUGAACCUUGACCGACGAACAGGUUAUGUGAAGGGAUACGCCUUGAUCGAGUACUCGACCCUUCCUGAAGCCACCGAGGCCAUCAAAAACCUCAACGACACCAAGCUCCUUGAUCAGACGAUUCACGUUGAUUACGCAUUUGUUCGCCCGCCUCCAUCUGCCAAGGGCAAGGGCGGCGCAAAGGGAAACCGUGCUGGCCGUGGUCGUAGCCGCAGCCCAAACCGGAGUCGCAGUCCCGAAGCUGAGCGCAACUAG